GCAGGCCUGCAAGCGCAUGGAGAUGAUUGGCCCCUCGAGUGCGGCCGCCAUUUUGGAGAUGGCCACCACCGAGGAGUUGCGCGACAUCUUACUGAGCAGGCCCAUCCUCGCAGGCCGCUUGCGCACCGUGCUCUUGCAACAGCCCGCGCCGCAAGCACCAAGCAUGCACCCUCAGCCAGCACAGCCGCCCACGCCACAAACCGCAUGCGCGGGCGUGCCGCCCCUGCUCCCUCAAGCAUUUAUUGUGCCCGGCUUCGGGGGCCAGGGGCCUGUUCAGAUGCCGUGCAUGUUCGCAAGCCCGCCCGGGCCCCCGCCCAUGCCAGCACAGCCCGCGCAGCCACCUCAGGCAAGUCAGGCGCCGGCGCCGCAAGCACAGGACAUGGAUGAGUUCUGGGACAAGUUCAGCACGCAGGAGCAGUGGAGCUGGAACUGGUGGUCGUGGAGCGACACCAGCACGCACGAUUGGCACAGCGCCGGAUCUGACACGCAUGCUCCGCACGCACCUUCGGCAAGCACUGGCAUCGAGGCUAGCAAGCACGUGGGCACCGAGAUUAGGUGGGCCAACGGUAGACCAGUCUACCGCCAUCACAAAGGUUUUGUGGCCUGCGCAGUUGCAUGCGCGCAGGUCCAGUGCCCCCACGGGCGCCCGCCCUGCAACUACAAAGUGGGGCCGGGCGACACGCGCGCGCCGCACAAGUGUAGCCUCUGCAAAAAGGCAGAGAAGGAGGAGCGAGAGCGUGCGCAGCAGAAUUAG
This is a messenger RNA of Symbiodinium pilosum, 754 nucleotides long. NCBI's taxonomy places the organism in Eukaryota, Dinophyceae, Suessiales, Symbiodiniaceae. The record is from the annotation of a GenBank genome assembly.